UCAUGCCCAAUGUGCGAAACACCGGCGUGCAAAGUGGUUGACCCAUUGCGCGACUGGUGCUGAUCGCAUUGGAACGAGAUGUCCUGAAGUAGAAUUAAAUUUACAAAGAACCAGGUUGUACUUGCUAGCAGCGGCGAGUAUCCAGUAUCAGCUUGUUUACGUAUAUUGUGUGCACAAUGGAAAGGAGACGCAAAGCCAUUGGAGUGCUUACGGGUUUUAGAGCCUGUUGGCUCAUGGCAGUAUGUAUCUGUUUAGAGAAUCAAGGUGUGAAAGGUCAAACUGUCAUUCUAGGUGCUGCUGGUACAGGACAAUCGAUGGCAGCAUUCACAGUGGCAUUUGGUAAUGGACAACCUACAGUCAAUGUUACAGAUUACUUACCUGUGUGCUUGGUGAUCAGUGGAUCAGGACCAUUCAUUCGACUAGAGAAGACUGAUGGUAGUCUAGUGUUGGGUGAGACAGGUGCCUUCUCAGGAGUUACUACUGUACAGGUGAACAGCACAGCACAUCCUAUACUCGACACAUCAUACACUGGACUGUACCAUUGCAGAACUGCUACACACAACUCAACACAGACAUAUCAACUCAACAUUGUAGCUCAACAGGUUCAAUCAGGACCAUCCCCUACACCACUGACAUUGACCUACACUGGUGAUACUCACACCAUACCAUGCGUGUCAAGUGGAAACUUUCCUCUCAACUCAUCUUGGAACUCAACAUUAACUCUGGACACACAGAUGAUACAGACGGUGACAUCUACGAAUUUGACGAACUCAACAUUCACCUUCCAGCGGAAUGAUUCCCAGAUUGUGUUUACAGAAAGUGAUACAUCAGGUAUUACCUUCAAUGUAAUCUGUACAACAUCGUAUACUACAAACUUUGAUUGUAUGGGAAUGGGUUCAAGUCCUCCACGUUCACAAAGUGUGAUUGACAGAUGUGUGAAUGCCACCCAGGCAAUGUCUACCACUGUCUCUGUCACAAUCCAAGCAACACAUUGUCCAGAGUUAAGCUCGACAACAGUUACGACUUUACCAAGGAGAACUAUUGGCACCAGCAUCACUGCAUCAUGUAUGUCUGGUUAUGGCAAUAUUUCAAUGCCAAGUACAGUGAUUUGCCAAGCUGAUGGAACAUGGACUACACUACCAACUUGCCAAGCUCACCGAACAACUGAAGUGUACAACCCGACUGCCAUCGCACUUCCAACAACUGGGAAAUACAGCACGACUUCCGGAAAUCCUAACAACACAGACCAAUUUUCAAAUGGUGAUGGAGGCAUAGGAACAGGCGUUAUAAUACUGAUUGGCGGGAUUGGUGGCUUGUUGGUGGCUGCACUGAUAGUAGCUGUGUUAGUUUUGAUAAUACGUCCCGAAAAGCCAAGUCAACCAGCAGAGACCAUGCCCAAUCUUACGGAAAAUGCAGCAUAUGGAGACGCCGGCUUUGCAGAAAGUGUCCUCACCAAAAGUGAUGCUUAUGGAGUAGUUCAACCAGCCGAGGAUCCACAUUACUCGUAUGUGGAUGUUCACCAAUAGUUGUUCAAUCCCUGCAUUUCUUGUGGAUACAUCCGUGGUCAAUAGUAUUGCCUUCUCGAUACAUACGUAUGUACACUGUAUAUCAUGUGCACAUUCACAUAUCUGAAGGUUUGUGGUUUUUCAAUAAUAAAUAAAUAAAAUAAAAAAUAUAAUAGUUAACUGUGUCGUUUGUAUCUUCAUAAUAAUCCAUUUUCAAAAAUAUGCAGGUUCAGCCGUUUGACACUAGUCGUCAGAAAGCCCCACUGUGACCAUGGCUAAGAGUAUCGGCCACAUUCCUUGUUUCAGAACAUGUCGUGUUUAAUAGUACUUUAUUACUAACCUGUUAUUUUGUCUAGAGUAUUUGUUCUGAAUCAGGAAUGUGCAUGAUUUAAGUGAGAAAAUACUGAAGUCUGCACUGUAUGUAUUAGCUGUCCAGAAAUGCCUUUUUGUUCUUUAAUGUUUGCUUAUACGCAUGCUAUUGGAGCGUGUCUGAUUGCAGUGUGAGUAUACCGCUCUUGAAGUGCACAAUAUAAUCACGACCAUUGCCGACCCCA
Messenger RNA from Sycon ciliatum, 2059 nucleotides. RefSeq lists its product as uncharacterized. The record is from RefSeq and is a predicted model, not a curated record. Lineage: Eukaryota; Metazoa; Porifera; Calcarea; Leucosolenida; Sycettidae. The coding region runs from base 177 to 1526 and encodes 449 amino acids. The transcript has 9 exons.